AUGCCACCAUCUACAAGUAUUGUCGAAUUCCGGGAGGCUCUCCGUGCCAGCCGCAAUAUCGUCGCCAUCGCAGGCGCUGGACUUUCCGCUGCUUCAGGCAUCCCAACUUUCAGAGACUCCGGUGGCUACUGGAAGAACUUCGACCUCAAUUCCAUCGCCACUCCUCAGUCUUUCCAGACCAACCCAAAUUCGGUGUGGCAGUUCUAUCUCGAUAAAUAUGUCGAAGCUCUACAAGCACAACCUAACCCCGCGCACCUCGCAGUAGCAGUACUUUGCAUCCCAGAGCGCUUGCAUGUCCUCGCGCCUGAGGCUAUAUUCACCCUUGUGACGCAGAAUGUUGAUGGCCUUACCCACUCUCCCUCAACCAGUCCAUAUCCUAUGUUUGAGAUGCAUGGUCGGUUGGAUGAAGUGCUAUGCACGCUCUGUGGGCAACGAGAAAAAAUCACCAAAGGGCUUCUCUCUGUACCUUUGGAAGAUUACUCAGUACGGACUGACGUUGAGAAGCAGGCUUUGCUGAAUGACCUGCCUCGGUGUAGUCAUUGUUCCAGUCUCCUUCGCCCUGGCGUCGUGUGGUUUGAAGAAACGCCGCUCCAUCUGCGGGAAAUUUGGGACAUCAUUGAUAGAGCCGAUAUGUGUCUCGUCAUCGGUACUUCAUCUACAGUUCAGCCUGCAGCAGGAUUUGCGCAUGUGGUUUCUGAGCGCGGUGGUACAGUUGCUGUCUUCAAUUUGAAGCUUGAGGAAAGCGAUGAUGAGCCAGAUUUUUUAUUUUUGGGAUCUUGCGAGCAGACUCUGCCGCGCGUUUUGUUCGCGAUCGAUGUGUAG
This is a messenger RNA of Heterobasidion irregulare TC 32-1, 822 nucleotides long. RefSeq lists its product as uncharacterized. Gene Ontology annotation, molecular function: NAD+ binding. The transcript is spliced from 6 exons. Lineage: Eukaryota; Fungi; Basidiomycota; Agaricomycetes; Russulales; Bondarzewiaceae. The coding region runs from base 1 to 822 and encodes 273 amino acids. The record is from RefSeq and is a predicted model, not a curated record.